Molecule: messenger RNA, 1358 nt
Organism: Coprinopsis cinerea okayama7#130
Lineage: Eukaryota; Fungi; Basidiomycota; Agaricomycetes; Agaricales; Psathyrellaceae
Product: SWI/SNF complex 60 kDa subunit
Exons: 8
Biological process (GO): regulation of transcription by RNA polymerase II
Cellular component (GO): nucleus; SWI/SNF complex
Source: RefSeq, a predicted model, not a curated record
CAUGGACGGGCCAAAAGUCACAAAGAAACGAAAGCUCACAGACAAAUCUAUUCCCAAUGCUAUCCUCCAAAACCCCGAGUUCGCGCAGGACUCGAAGAUGUACCAAGAACUCCUCGAGACUGAGCGGAGACUCGACUGGACUAUGACCAGAAAGCGUUAUGAAGUCCAAGAUGCUUUGGCGAGGACACCUACUACAACACGAACAUUACGAAUAUUCCUGAGCCAUACAACUUCAGGACAGUUGUGGCAAACGAAUGGAGAGCAGGUUGCGAAUUUCGAGACAGGGGAGGGCAUCCCAGCUUGGCAGUUCAGGAUAGAAGGACGUUUAUUAGAAAUCCCCAAUCAACGACACCGAGACCGUGUUCCAAUGCGCAAGUUCUCCACGUUCAUAAAACGAAUGGUUAUCGAACUCGAUAGAGACCCUGCACUGUAUCCCGACGGGAACAUUAUAGAGUGGCCUCGCCUGCAUUCCGGUGCACCACCCGUACUUGACGGCUUCACAGUACGACGAACAGGAGACGUACCAACCAAAAUCCGUGUCAUCCUUCACCUCGAACACUACCCCGAACAUUUCAAACUCGCGCCUGAACUCGCCGACGUACUAGGGAUCAAGGAAGACUCUCGCCUCGGAAUCGUCCAAACCCUCUGGAACUACAUCAAAUCGAAUGGUUUGCAGGACAAGGUGGAUAGGCGGAUGAUUCGCGCUGACGAAAAACUUCGACCGAUUUUUGGUGGCGACGUCAUCCCAUUUGCCAGGCUUCCUGAAGUCGUCAACCGCUACUUGACUCACCCCGAGCCAGUCGUGCUAUGGUAUAACCUGAAUCCAACCGUUGCACCGCCCGAGCGCCCGCAGGCUUGGGACGUGGAGGUCAAGAUGGAGGACAGCAUUCUCAAGAACCGGAUGGCUACCAUGAUCCAGAGCACCAAAGAGAGCUCGCUUGCGCUGUCCAAACUUGACGAAGAGAUCGCACUGUUGGCCCAAUCGCUCCACAACUCACACGUGAAGAAGACUUUCCUCGAAUCAUUCGCUAAAGACCCUGCCAAGUUCAUUCAUACAUGGUUGGAAUCCCAGUCGCGGGAUCUCGAGAGUAUCAUGGGAAGUGGACCGAGCGAGGGUAUGACUGUGCGCCAGGAGGAGUUGAGGAGGAGCGAGUUCUUCCAGUUGCCUUGGGUCGAGGAGGCUGUCGCCAUUCAUCAUGGUACCACUCUCGCUGCCAAAGUUUAGGCCCUAGCCUACUGUUCUUGUUCGUGUGGUUCCCCCGUGUCGUUCUUUUCUUGUAGUUUACGAUACCUUUCAGGCUGUUGUAGUAUCUCUGUUCUAUAGUAUCAAUGCAUUCGCAAAGGGGUCAUCCUCCUCA